Messenger RNA from Plutella xylostella (diamondback moth), 2310 nucleotides. NCBI's taxonomy places the organism in Eukaryota, Metazoa, Arthropoda, Insecta, Lepidoptera, Plutellidae. The record is from RefSeq and is a predicted model, not a curated record.
AGAGCACCAAUAAACCUAACCUACCCACCUACAUCUGACAUUUGCUCGCACAAAAGCUGAAAACUAAAUGCCUCGAGUAGUUUACCAAACCUACGCACCCCUAACUUUGAAAAUCAAUGUAGGCCACGCCACUACGCAUGCGCUAUCCUACAUAACAACUGUCAAACCGCAGCCGGCCAAAAUAACUCGGUUUUGCAUUUCUGCAAAUAAAGUGAGCAUUAAAAAUAAACAUCGUUUCAGAACGCGGUAUUUUGAGGCUAAUAGCUUAUACGGAGUGAAAACUAUACUUAAAUUAACACACUUGCGCUGCUGUGAAGUUUAAACAGCUAAGUAGACUACUAGGUAUGUAGGUAACAAACAUCAAACUUGAACUAAAAUUAGAUCAGUGUCACUACUACGAGUAACAACCUUUAACAAAGAUGGCUAUUUUGCAAAAUUUUGCCAACACUAUUACUUAGGACCUGUAUCCUAACUAACUAAGGCAAGAUGAACGAGACACUAGGCCGAGGGUAUGCCCGUAUAGAUGCUAUACGGGCAGCCCGAGGCGAGCCGCCUGCCUCAGGAAGCGACCCAGCUGGACCACCACCAGACAGAUACAACUCGGUCUACAUCACCCUCUUCGUCGCUGGAGCCGCCUUCCUCUUGCCGUUCAAUAGCUUCAUAAUGGCGGUGGACUACUUCCAGCACCACUACCCCAACUCCACCAUCAUGUUCGACAUGUCCACCGUGUACAUCGCCUCCGCGUGCGUGGCCGUCGUGGUCAACAAUCUUGUGCUGGAUAUCUUUUCGAACAAUACGAGGAUUACUUUUGGAAUCCUGGUAUCCCUCUCCACGAUGCUAUUCGUGGCGGUGUGCAACAUCGGGUGGGACGGGUUCUCCCCGCGCGCCUCCUACACCAUCACGCUGGUGGCUAUAGGCGUGGUGGCGGUGGGCUGCACGGUGCAGCAAGCCUCGUACUACGGCUUCACGGGCAGCCUGCCGCCGCGCUACACGCAGGCGGUCAUGGUGGGCGAGAGCGCAGCCGGCUUCUGGGUAUCCAUAGACCGGAUCCUCACAAAGUACACGUUCAAGCAGCCGCGCCGCUCCACCUUCAUGUUCUUCGUGUUCUCCAUCCUGAUCCUGCUGGGCCACUCCAUGCUGCACCACAUGAUGAUGAGGCACCCGCUGGUGCUGCACUACUUGCGGCUGACCAGCGAGUCGAGGCACAAGAGACGCAUCCUGCUGCACCUCAACCCGAGCCAAGACAACGCUGUGGAAAGCCAAGAUGGAGAAAGCAGUUAUGGUGUAUUGAAGUUACAAAGUCCAGCGCCUUCCAGUGGGCUCGGUGACGCAGAAACGAAAACAUUCGGUUUCUCCAACCCGGUAUACUCACCCACGUCAUCUGCGCCCGCGCAGCCGCCCGCCACGCCGCCGCUCGACGCCGAGGACUCGCCCGGCGUGCUCAGGACACCCAGACCCUCUUACAAGGUUGAAGAUGUGGUCCACCCGACUGAGCGGCAUGCCUCGUGGAGUGCUUUCAAACGCGGCGUAGCAGCGCGCUGGAUGGUUGGCCGCGCCAUCUACCCGUACAUGGUGUCCAUCGGACUGGUGUACUUCACCACGCUCAGCCUGUACCCGGGCAUCGCGUCCGAGGUGCCCUCCUGCCGCCUCGGCACUUGGAUGCCCAUUGUGCUCAUGUCCGCCUUCAACUUCUUCGACUUUGUUGGGAAGAUAGCAGCAGCCUACCCGUACGAGUGGAGCCGCAGCCAGCUGCUGAUGGCGAGCGGCGUGCGGCUGCUGCUGGUGCCGCUGAUGCUGCUCUGUGCCGCGCCGAGGCAUGCGCCUCAUAUUGUAGGCGACGAAUACCCGAUAUUUUUCUCGGUGGUGCUCGGUUUCAGCAACGGUCUGUUCGGGUCGGUGCCGAUGAUCAUGGCGCCAUCUCGCGUCAGCCGCGAGCACCGCGAGAUUGCAGGAAACAUGAUGACCCUGUCCUACAACGGCGGGCUACUAUCAGGAUCACUGGUCUCCUACCUUCUACUGGGCAUCCUGGGGCCUCCCACCGAGCCCCCGUGCCGCGUGUAUCCAACGCCGCCUCUGCCUACAAUCCCUACAACGUCGACAACCCUAGCCAGCAAUGUAACGCAAAUGAUACUGUCUAUGCAUUGAACGGUGAGUUGAGGAUGGUGAUAAGCAGGAGUGUAAUUUAAAUCUCGAAUGUGUUUGAAAUUAAUAGUGGAAAAUACUCAACUCUCCGAAAUUGUUCAAGUAGGUACUUCAAGUCUUACCUUCUGAUAAAAUUGGCCAUCAUAUUUUUUUUCAUGUCAUGUUCUG